UCUUAGGGCUUCCUUGUUUUCGUGCCCAGAACUGCAACAACGUUUGAUCUCUUGUCUGAAAUUCUGAGUCAUCCAAUUCGCAUUUCUACGGUUUACUUCUGAUAUUCUUUUGUAGGUAGCUUACACUGAAUAUAUAUAUAUAUGGAUGGAAACUAUGACCACCAACCCCUGCCUCCUGGAGUUCAGCCUUACCCGAAUCAACCGCAGCCUGUUCAAGGCUAUUGGAGACCACAACAACCUUCCCACAUGCCUAUGAACCACUUGUUUCCUCUUCCGCCUCCCCAUAUGCUACCUACUCCUCCCACUGAAGGCUUUUAUCCAAAUGUUCGACCUUUGGCUCAAUUUGAUAAUCAUCAACCCACCACCCACAUACCGUAUGGUAACUCAAAUGGAAGUCAAAAUGUCAUUCAACAUAAUUUUCCCAUGUCUCAGCCCUUAAAUGUGAGUCCCCAUCCUGCCGCUUUGCAACCUGAUGGUAAACAACAUGAUUGUGGGUCUAACGAUGACGAGCAACUAAAAGUGAACUCUGGGGUUUCUUCAGAUCAUGGGAGCAAAUCUUGGGAAUCUUGUGGUAUUGAAACAGCUGCCCAAGAUGCUGUGUUGCGUGAACAAGAAAUUGUCACCCAGAAGGUUAUACAAACUCAGAGACUAGCAAGAGAUGCAAGUGGACCUCCUGGUGAUAGCAAAGAUAUGUUUUCACGUCUUGACCCAAAUGCUUUGAAGGAACAUCUCUUGAAAAUGACAUCGGAUCAUCGUGCAGAGAUGACAUCUAAACAUAACAAAUCUUCUACAAUUGAUGAAGGUAAUUUUGACUUCGGAAAUGGAUAUGGUGUACCUGGUGGAGGAGCUUAUUAUAAUGCUGCAAGACCUCUGUCUGUUGGACAAGGUAAGUCUGAAACUGAUGGUGAGAAAAAUAACCAUAGAGUUUCUAUAGUUAAUGGAGAAUCAGAUAUGAAAGGUGUAUCAGGAGAUUUGCCUGAUUACCUGAAACAAAAGUUGAAAGCACGUGGAAUACUAAAAGAAGGGCCUGCCAAAGAGGAUUCCGCUUCUAACGAUUAUAAGUUGGAGAGCUCAUCAAUCCAGUCACCAGUGAAGUUGCUUCAUGGAUGGGUUGAGACUUUUGACCCUGCUACUGGUGCUCCAUAUUACUAUCAUGAAAGCACAGGGAAGAGUCAGUGGGAAAGACCUUCUGAGACUGCAAAAAUCACAGUUGCUCCAUCUUCAUCUUUUCCUCAAGAAUGGCAAGAGGCUUUGGAUGAAACAACAGGUCAAAAGUAUUACUAUAAUACUAGGACCCAGUUGUCACAAUGGGAGCAUCCUAAUUCUAAACAGCAGUCUUAUACGCAGCAUACCGAAACAGUGAAUUUGAGGCAUGCAGCUGAUAACCGCUACUUGAGUUUUGAUCACAAAUGCUUAGGAUGUGGUGGUUGGGGAGUUGGCCUAGUACAGUUAUGGGGUUACUGCAAUCAUUGUACGAGAGUUCUCAAUCUUCCGCAAAACAAGGACGUAUCAGUUGGAGAAGCUCCUGAGAAAAGGCUUCCCAAGCAGAGGUCGAACAUGAAACCUCCAGUUGGGAAAGGCAACAAAAAGGAUCCCAAAAGACGUACCUAUGAUGACGAUGAGGAUUUGGAUCCAAUGGAUCCUAGUGCUUACUCGGAUGCUCCACGGGGUGGAUGGGUUGUUGGGUUGAAAGGAGUACAGCCACGCGCAGCAGAUACAACUGCCACGGGUCCUCUAUUCCAACAACGCCCCUAUCCAUCGCCUGGUGCUGUCUUAAGGAAAAAUGCAGAAAUUGCCUCACAAAACAAGAAACCUAAACUUCACAUGUCAGCCAUUUCCAAGAGAGGUGAUGGAAGCGAUGGACUUGGGGAUGCUGACUGAAACGGUUCUUCAGUUCGGUUCUGUUUUGACAGAUUCUCAGUGAAGAAUAGACCACUUGUUGUAUGAAACAAAAAUUUGGUUACAUGGUAGAUAUAUGAGUGUGGCUUAUGAAACCAUUGGAAACAAAUUAAAGAAGCAAAUGUUAAUUGA
Molecule: messenger RNA, 2031 nt
Organism: Impatiens glandulifera
Lineage: Eukaryota; Viridiplantae; Streptophyta; Magnoliopsida; Ericales; Balsaminaceae
Exons: 13
Coding region: 142-1881 (579 amino acids)
Biological process (GO): alternative mRNA splicing, via spliceosome
Cellular component (GO): cytoplasm; nuclear body
Molecular function (GO): ribonucleoprotein complex binding; protein binding
Source: RefSeq, a predicted model, not a curated record